CUGUUUGGGUUCCUUGUCCUCCUCCUCUGUUUGUGUAAAUCUUUGUUUGUUUGUUGUGUGUGCAGUGCAGUAGUUGGUCUCCCAAAUCGAGGUUGAGAUUUAUUCUCUUUUCAUAGCUCCCUUUUCUUGCUUCUUUUGCCUCUGCAUUUUCUCAUUUGUCCAUCCAAGUAUCCAUGUUCAGUCACCUCAAAAAUCCCACUGCUACUUCUCACUGAAUUAAACCUACUUCUAUAUAACUCUAUAUAUACAUAUAUUAACCUGUCAUUCUGUUACUGAUCCUCUAAUUGCUUUUACAACACAAUAUAUACACUUUUCACAUCUAUUAAAUUGCCCCCCACACAUUUUAGUCCCCCUCUCUCUCUCUCUCUCUCUCUCUCUCUCUCUCUCUCUCUCUCAAAACUCUCAAAACUCUCAAAGCUUCCUCUCCAUUUCCACUUAAAUGGCUUGCUUACACCAUCACACAAUUUCUCUUCUGUUUCUCUUGAUUCUGAGCUCAACCCAGUUAACCCAGUUGAGAUUCAUGGCUGAAGGUAGAGCAAUUCACAACAGGGUUGGCAUUUCCCAGGCAGGAAAUGAAGAGAAGAAAGCGAUUGUAAGAGGGCAGAUAGGUUCAAGGCCUCCAAGGUGUGAGAGAAGGUGCAGUUCAUGUGGGCACUGUGAGGCCAUUCAAGUGCCUGCAAACCCCCAACUCAAAUCAAGCAACAAAAACUCCUCUUCUGUUGCAUCCACCAUUGCUUAUGCCAGAGGUGAUGAAAACUCCAGCAACUACAAGCCCAUGAGCUGGAAAUGCAAAUGUGGAAACUCCAUCUUCAACCCCUGAUCAUGAUGAUUAACUUUUUGUAAUUAUAAUUAAUUAUGGUUAAUUUAUAGGUUAUGGAGCAUAACCCAUUUUUGGAUCCUGUAAAUGGAGCAUAAUUAUGAUCUUACUACCCC
Molecule: messenger RNA, 933 nt
Organism: Prunus persica (peach)
Lineage: Eukaryota; Viridiplantae; Streptophyta; Magnoliopsida; Rosales; Rosaceae
Product: EPIDERMAL PATTERNING FACTOR-like protein 2
Exons: 2
Coding region: 440-820 (126 amino acids)
Biological process (GO): stomatal complex development; guard cell differentiation
Source: RefSeq, a predicted model, not a curated record